Molecule: messenger RNA, 800 nt
Organism: Harpia harpyja (harpy eagle)
Lineage: Eukaryota; Metazoa; Chordata; Aves; Accipitriformes; Accipitridae
Product: immunoglobulin lambda-1 light chain-like
Exons: 2
Coding region: 1-651 (216 amino acids)
Biological process (GO): immunoglobulin production; immune response
Source: RefSeq, a predicted model, not a curated record
AUGGUUCGGUGUCAGCGAACGUGGGACAAACCGUCCAGAUCACCUGCUCUGGGAGAAGCUUAUGGUUAUUAUGGCUGGCACCAGCAGAAGGUACCUGGCAGUGGCCCUGUCACUGUCAUCUAUAGCAGCAACAAGAGACCCUCGGGCAUCCCUUCGCGGUUCAUUGGAUCCUGGUCCGGCUCCACGGCCACAUUAACUAUCACUGGGGUCCAAGCCAAGGAUGAGGCUGUCUAUUACUAUGGUGGCUACGGCGGCAACAGCAGUUAUGAUCCCAUGGUGGCACAGAGCAAUGGGAAAGUGAUACAGAAACCUCCCACCAUUGCGGGGACCACCCUGGUCCAGGCAGCGCUGACUCAGCCACCCUCCGUGUCAGCGAACGUGGGACAAACCGUCCAGAUCACCUGCUCCGGGGGUAGCAGCAGUGGUGGUGUUGGCUGGUACCAGCAGAAGGUUCCUGGCAGCACCCCUGUCACUGUGAUCUACUACAACGACAAGAGACCCUCAGACAUCCCUUCACGAUUCUCUGGAUCCAAGUCUGGCUCCACAGGCACGUUAACCAUCACUGGGGUCCAAGCCGAGGACGAGGCUGUCUAUUACUGUGGUGGCUACGACGGCAGCAGUGCUGAUCACGUUUAUGAAGGCACUGAGUAAUGGGGACGUGAGACGCAGAGCCCAGCAUCGAAGAGGAAGAUUUUCAGCCCUUGUUCCUCAUGGCCAAGCAGAGUUGUGGCUGUGGAGCAGAGCAGAGGUUCCUGUGCCCUGUCCAAGGACACGACUGUGAAUGUCCCCGCUUCCAUGUC